Messenger RNA from Chelmon rostratus (copperband butterflyfish), 3056 nucleotides. Its product is annotated as heterogeneous nuclear ribonucleoprotein L-like. Lineage: Eukaryota; Metazoa; Chordata; Actinopteri; Chaetodontiformes; Chaetodontidae. Gene Ontology annotation, molecular function: mRNA binding. The annotation marks the transcript as partial. Gene Ontology annotation, biological process: regulation of RNA splicing; mRNA processing. Gene Ontology annotation, cellular component: nucleus. The record is from RefSeq and is a predicted model, not a curated record. The transcript has 13 exons.
GGAGGAGGAGGAGGAGGAGGAGGAUACCACCGGACAGCCAAGCGCCUCCGGACUGAAGAGGAGGCCGGCGCAGAGGAGCUGGAGGACGGCGAGGAGGAGGAGGACUCCGCCGGUGAGGAAGCUGCGGGGAGCGGCGGCACAGAGAGCAGGAGCCGGAGGAGCGGAGGGAAGGACGGCGUGGAGGAGAGUCACCGCAUCCCGCCGUCCCCGGUCGUCCACGUCCGAGGCCUCUGUGACGCCGUGGUGGAGGCUGACCUGGUGGAGGCGCUCGACAAGUUCGGCAACAUCUGUUAUGUGAUGAUGAUGCCGUUCAAGCGUCAGGCUCUGGUGGAGUUUGACAGCGUGGAGAGCGCCGAGCGCUGCGUGUCGUGCGGAACCCGCGAGGCCGUCUGCAUCGCCGAGCAGCAGGCCUUCUUCAACUUCUCCACCAGCCAGAGAAUCACCAGGCCCACCAACGCAGACGACCCCAGCAGCGGGAACAAAGUCCUGCUGCUGUCCAUCCAGAACCCGCUGUACCCCAUCACCACCGAUGUUCUGUACACUGUCUGUAACCCCGUCGGAAACGUCCUGCGAAUCGUCAUCUUCAAACGCAACGGCAUCCAGGCCAUGGUGGAAUUUGAGUCAGUGGAGGACGCUCAGAAGGCCAAACUGGCUCUGAACGGAGCCGACAUCUACGCCGGCUGCUGCACACUCAAGAUCGAAUACGCUCGGCCCAACAGACUGAACGUCGUCCGCAAUGACAACAGCAGCUGGGAUUAUACCAAACCCUUCCUCCUGCACCGAGAGCGAGGAAAAGGGAGACAGCGUCAGGCCAUCCUGGGAGAGCAUCCAUCCAACGGCUACGGUCCACACUGCCCCCUGCUGCCUCUGCCUGCUAACAGCAGGUACAGAAGGAGCAGUGAGGAGGUGCAGGACAUGAUCUCCUACCCGAUGCUUCUCCCUAAGACCUCCUCCUCCUCGUCCUUCCUGGGCCAUGGAGCCUCCAGCUCAGUUGCCAUGGUGAGCGGCCUCCAUCCCGCCAAGAUGAACUGCAGCCGCAUCUUUAAUCUCUUCUGUCUCUACGGCAACGUGGAGAAGGUGAAGUUCAUGAAGAGCGUUCCUGGGACGGCGUUGGUGGAGAUGGGAGAUGAGUAUGCUGUGGACCGAGCCGUCACUCACCUCAACAGCAUCAAGGUGUUCGGCAAAAAGCUCAACGUCUGUGUGUCCAAGCAGCAGGCGGUCAUUCCCAGUCAGGUUUUUGAGCUGCCCGACGGCAGCAGCAGCUACCAGGACUUCAGUCUGACCAGAAACAACCGCUUCACCAGCGCACAGAGCAGCAGGAACAUCAUCCAGCCGCCCGCCGCCGUCCUGCACUUCUACAACGCCCCGCCCACCCUCAGCCAACACCAGCUGCGCAAGCUCUGUGCUGAACACGACGUUCCAGCCUUCGCCAAGUUCAAGGCCUUUGAUGCCAAACCCAGCUCUAAGACUCUGUCUGGUCUGCUGGAGUUUGACAGUAAAACUGAAGCUGUGGAGGCUCUGACCGUCCUCAACCACUACCAGAUCAGAAUACCCAACAGCUCCAACCCCUUCACCCUGAAACUCUGCUUCUCCACCUCCUCCCACCUGUGAGCCGGAAACAAGAUGAACCAGAGAGGACGUUUGUUCAUUACGAGAGGAGAAAAGACGAACAGAAGAUUUGAGUUUUUCCUGUCAUGUGUUUGAAUGGAUGAUUUUUGUGGGUGUUUUGUUUAUUUGACUGAUCCCAGCGAGGCAGCGUUUUAGACGUGACAGGAUAUUGAACAAAACUCAGGGAGGAAUCAAUAAAACCUGUAAACCAAUCAGAUACCAGCCUGGAAGAGAGACACAGUUUCAUGGUCGUCAACAACAUGACAUAAUUUGGACAUUAUUUUAUUUCAUUUACGUUAUUGAUAAAUCAAUGUGUGUGACAGAACAAGCUGAAGUUAGGAGUAAAAAAGGCUUCGUUCAGGUCAGUGUGUCUGUUUUCUGGUUGUAAAUUGAGUUUCUCUGUUUCGUCUUCAGCUGCACGUCUCUCUGAAUUACUCGGCCUUGAUUCUUGCUUUACUGAGGAACUGACAAACAUCAGUGAUGUUUCCUCCAUUCACUGGAAACAUGAACAGAAUUAAAAGCACAACAUCAUUAGUGGCCAGUGCUGAAGCCAUGUUUACAGAAUCAUUUUGGUUUUUGGUUGUUUGGACUUUGACUUUUUAGUAGCAAUACUUUUUGUUUGGCUCGUUUUCUUUGUGUACUUAAUGAAUUUGAAUCUCAUCUGGUCCCAGAAGUGAUCGUUAUAGUGAGCAGUUUCCAAAAAAUCUGUAAUACAGCUGCAAACCACAAUGAGAGCAAACGUAAACGUGUGAUGGUGAAAGUUUUGCCGUCAGGUGACAAAACUGCCCGAAUGACGCACAAUUAACCAUUUAACUGCUUAAACGUGAACUUUUUCAGGCUCUUUCAACAGGCUCACUGUAGAAUAACAAUAGCUUCCAUUUUUAAAGAUAUGCUAAACAUGUUAGCAUAAAGUUUGUGUGAGGAUGCUAAUGUUACCGUGUCGAUCCUGAAUUUAGAGAGCCGGACAAUCCACGGGCCUCGUCAGCUGUUGUCGUGGAGAUUAUUUCUUCUGGAAUCAUCCUGAGUAGCUGGGAAAGAUGGGAAGUGAUUACAUUUUCAAAGCUGUGAGCAGCACAAACUAAACUUCAUUCAGCUCCAUUAUUUUGGGUGGAGGCAAAAAUCUCUUUGUCUCCAAACCUGGAAAGAUAAAACCAAGACUGUCGGCAUGAAGUGACACCACCGGAGGAAAGAGGGAAAUAACUGUGUGUGUGCGUGUGUACGUGCGUGUGCGCGUGCAUGCCUGUGCGCGUGCGUGCCUGUGCGUGUGUGUGUGUGAUAUUUUGGGUGAAGCUCCCCUUCAGAAUAUCUUGAGGACAGAUUUUUAAUGGUGGAUGAAAUAUUAAACAGAACUGUGUUUGUGGUGUGUGAUUCUAAUAGACACCUGUCAGCCAAUCACAAACCAGUUUUCUGUACCUGUGGAUGCUGAUGGUAAUAAAAGUCCAGUCAAA